Gracilinanus agilis (Agile Gracile Mouse Opossum) is the source of this 948-nucleotide messenger RNA. RefSeq names its product olfactory receptor 3A1-like. NCBI's taxonomy places the organism in Eukaryota, Metazoa, Chordata, Mammalia, Didelphimorphia, Didelphidae. The transcript has a single exon. Bases 1 to 948 code for a protein of 315 amino acids. Gene Ontology annotation, biological process: G protein-coupled receptor signaling pathway. Gene Ontology annotation, molecular function: G protein-coupled receptor activity; olfactory receptor activity. Gene Ontology annotation, cellular component: membrane. The record is from RefSeq and is a predicted model, not a curated record.
AUGGGCCUACGACCUAGAUAUAAUGUGACGUCUGUGACAGAGUUCAUCCUGCUGGGGCUGACAGAGAGGAAGGAACUGCAACCAGUCCUUUUUCUUCUCUUUCUCUUAGCUUAUGCAGCCACAGUUUGUGGCAACCUAAGCAUCCUGGCCGCCAUCUUGGUAGAGCCCAAGCUGCACACUCCAAUGUACUUCUUCCUGGGGAAUUUGUCACUGCUGGAUAUCGGGUGUGUCAGCGUCACAGUGCCCCCAAUGCUGGUUCGACUCCUAUCCCAAGAACAAGCCAUCCCCUUUGCCACCUGCCUGUCUCAGCUCUUCUUUUUCCACCUACUGGCUGGUGUUGACUGCUUUCUGUUGACUGCCAUGGCCUAUGACCGCUUCUUGGCUAUCUGCCGCCCUCUCACCUAUACAACUCGCAUGGGCCGAGGGGUGCAAGGAGUGCUGGUAGCUGCGUCUUGGACCUGCUCCCUUGGUAAUGCACUGACCCAUACUGUGGCACUGUCCACACUUGACUUCUGUGGCCCCAAUGUAGUAAACCAUUUCUACUGUGACCUCCCUCCUCUCUUUAGCCUAGCCUGUUCCAGUACUCACCUUAAUGAGAUGCUGCUCUUUGCUCUGGGGGUCAUCAUGGCAGGAGUCCCCAUGGUCCUCAUCGUCACCUCCUACCUGCAAGUAGCAGCCGCCGUGCUGCGGAUCCGCUCCGCGGAGGGCAGGAGAAAGGCCUUUUCCACUUGCAGCUCCCACCUGGCUGUCGUGGGCAUCUUCUAUGGGGCUGGCAUCUUCAGCUACAUGCGCCUGGGCUCCGUCGAGGCCUCAGACCAGAGCAAAGGGGUCGGAAUCCUCAACACUGUUCUCAGCCCCAUGCUCAAUCCACUCAUCUAUAGCCUCCGGAACCCAGAUGUGCAGGGAGCCCUGCGGCGGGUUUUCACAGGCCGGCGGGUCUCAGCCUGA